This is a messenger RNA of Jaculus jaculus (lesser Egyptian jerboa), 7189 nucleotides long. It is a transcript of the gene Grin3a, whose product is annotated as glutamate ionotropic receptor NMDA type subunit 3A. Gene Ontology annotation, biological process: ionotropic glutamate receptor signaling pathway; monoatomic ion transport; synaptic transmission, glutamatergic. The record is from RefSeq and is a predicted model, not a curated record. The transcript has 9 exons. Gene Ontology annotation, molecular function: NMDA glutamate receptor activity; transmitter-gated monoatomic ion channel activity involved in regulation of postsynaptic membrane potential. Gene Ontology annotation, cellular component: postsynaptic membrane; plasma membrane. Bases 178 to 3525 code for a protein of 1115 amino acids. NCBI's taxonomy places the organism in Eukaryota, Metazoa, Chordata, Mammalia, Rodentia, Dipodidae.
GCGCUAGGCUCCAACUCGGAUGGCCCCGAGACCUCUCGUGAGCCUGGGACCGCUCCGACGCGUUUAGCAAAAGCCACGCGCCGGGAUUGGAAGGCCAAGACCUCGGGCGGCGGCGACCUCAGGCGGCGGCAGCCGAGGAGCCAGCCGGGGCGCGCUUUCUCCCUGCGGGUCUCAGUAAUGAGGAGACUGAGUUUGUGGUGGUUGCUGAGCAGGGUCUGUCUGCUGCUGCCGCCGCCCUGCGCACUGGUACUGGCCGGGGUGCCCGGCUCCUCCUCGCACCCGCAACCCUGCCAGAUCCUCAAACGCAUCGGACACGCGGUGAGGGUGGGCGCGGUGCACUUGCAACCCUGGACCACGGCCCCGCGCGCCACCAGCCGUGCCCUGGACCGCAGCCGGCCCGAUGCUCAGCGGGAUGAGCCCGAGGCUGGGACUUGGCGGCCCCCGGCGCCCUCGCAGGGCGCACGCUGGUUGGGAAGCACUCUACGUGGCCGUGGUCCACCUGGCUCUCGGAAGCCCAAGGAGAGCUCCGGGGCCGGGGCCGAGACCCUGUGGCCGCGUGACGCUCUCCUCUUCGCUGUGGACAACCUGAACCGCGUGGAAGGGCUGCUGCCCUACAACCUGUCUUUGGAAGUCGUGAUGGCCAUCGAGGCGGGCCUCGGCGAUCUGCCCCUCUUGCCUUUUUCCUCUCCCAGCUCGCCCUGGAGCAGUGACCCGUUCUCCUUUCUGCAGAGUGUGUGCCACACCGUGGUGGUGCAAGGGGUUUCGGCGUUGUUGGCCUUCCCCCAGAGCCAGGGCGAAAUGAUGGAGCUCGACUUGGUCAGCUCAGUCCUGCACAUCCCAGUCAUCAGCAUCGUGCGCCACGAGUUUCCGCGGGAGAGUCAGAAUCCCCUUCACCUGCAACUGAGUUUAGAAAAUUCAUUAAGUUCUGGUGCUGAUGUCACUGUCUCAAUCCUGACCAUGAACAACUGGUACAAUUUUAGCUUGUUGCUAUGCCAGGAAGACUGGAAUAUCACCGACUUCCUCCUCCGUACUCAGAAUAAUUCCAAGUUCCACCUCGGGUCUAUCAUCAACAUCACUGCUAACCUGUCCUCCGUCAGGGAUCUCUUAAGCUCCCUGCAGCUUGAGGGUAUUAAGAACAACACAGCCACAGUGGUGAUGUUUGGCUGCAACAUGGAAAGUAUCCGACAGAUUUUUGAAAUAUCCACUCAGUUUGGAGUAUCGUCCCCUGAGCUUCACUGGGUAUUAGGAGACUCUCAGAAUGUGGAAGAACUGAGGACAGAAGGUCUGCCUUUAGGGCUCAUUGCUCAUGGAAAAACAACGCAGUCUGUCUUUGAGUACUACGUGCAAGAUGCCAUGGAGCUGGUCGCAAGAGCAGUAGCCACAGCCACCAUGAUCCAGCCAGAGCUUGCUCUCAUCCCCAGCACAAUGAACUGUAUGGAUGUGAAAACUACAAAUCUCACUUCUGGACAGUAUUUAUCAAGGUUUCUAGCCAACACCACUUUCAGAGGCCUCAGUGGUUCCAUCAGAGUAAAAGGUUCUACCAUCAUCAGCUCAGAAAACAACUUUUACAUAUGGAACCUGCAGCACGACCCUCUGGGAAAGCCCAUGUGGACUCGCUUAGGCAGCUGGCAGAGGGGUAAGAUUGUCAUGGACUAUGGAAUAUGGCCAGAGCAGUCCCAGAGGCACAAAACCCACUUCCAUCAGCCAAGUAAGCUACAUUUAAGAGUGGUGACCCUCAUUGAACAUCCAUUUGUCUUCACAAGGGAAGUAGAUGAUGAAGGCUUAUGCCCUGCUGGCCAACUCUGUCUAGAUCCUAUGACAAAUGAUUCUUCCAUAUUGGACAGCCUGUAUAGCAGCCUCCAUAGUGGUAAUGAUACAGUGCCGAUCAAAUACAAGAAAUGUUGUUAUGGGUAUUGCAUCGAUCUACUGGAACAGCUAGCAGAAGACAUGAACUUUGACUUUGACCUCUAUAUUGUAGGUGAUGGAAAAUAUGGAGCCUGGAAAAAUGGUCACUGGACCGGGCUGGUGGGUGAUCUCCUGAGUGGCACUGCCCACAUGGCAGUCACUUCCUUCAGCAUCAAUACUGCACGGAGCCAGGUGAUAGAUUUCACCAGCCCUUUCUUUUCCACCAGCUUGGGUAUCUUAGUGAGGACCCGAGACACAGCAGCUCCUAUUGGAGCCUUCAUGUGGCCACUCCACUGGACAAUGUGGCUGGGGAUUUUUGUGGCUUUGCAUAUCACUGCCGUAUUUCUCACUCUGUACGAAUGGAAGAGUCCCUUUGGUAUGACUCCCAAGGGGCGGAAUAGAAGUAAAGUCUUCUCUUUUUCUUCAGCCUUGAAUGUCUGUUAUGCACUUCUGUUUGGUAGAACAGCAGCCAUCAAACCCCCAAAGUGCUGGACUGGAAGAUUUCUUAUGAAUCUUUGGGCCAUUUUCUGUAUGUUUUGCCUUUCUACAUAUACGGCAAACUUGGCCGCUGUCAUGGUUGGUGAGAAGAUCUAUGAAGAACUUUCUGGAAUUCAUGACCCUAAGCUUCAUCAUCCUUCUCAAGGCUUCCGCUUUGGAACUGUCCGGGAAAGCAGUGCUGAAGAUUAUGUGCGGCAAAGCUUCCCAGAGAUGCAUGAAUACAUGAGAAGGUACAACGUCCCAGCCACCCCUGAUGGAGUGCAGCAUCUGAAGAAUGAUCCAGAGAAGCUAGACGCCUUCAUCAUGGACAAAGCACUCUUGGAUUAUGAAGUGUCAAUAGAUGCUGACUGCAAGCUUCUGACUGUGGGGAAGCCAUUUGCCAUCGAAGGAUACGGCAUUGGUCUCCCUCCAAACUCUCCACUGACCUCCAAUAUAUCCGAGCUCAUCAGCCAAUACAAGUCACACGGGUUUAUGGAUGUGCUGCAUGACAAAUGGUACAAGAUGGUUCCCUGCGGCAAGAGAAGUUUUGCUGUCACUGAGACCUUGCAAAUGGGCAUAAAACACUUUUCUGGACUGUUCGUGCUACUGUGUAUCGGGUUUGGUCUGUCUAUCUUGACAACCAUUGGUGAACACAUAGUGUACCGGCUGCUACUACCGCGGAUCAAAAACAAAUCCAGGCUGCAAUACUGGCUGCACACCAGUCAGAGGCUGCACAGAGCAUUAAACACAUCAUUUGCAGAGGAUAAGCAGCAGCGUUUCAAGACCAAACGUGUGGAAAAGAGGUCCAACAUGGGGCCCCGUCAGCUUAUGGUGUGGAAUACUUCUAACCUAAGUCAGGACAACCAGCGGAAACACAUCUUCAGUGAUGAGGGAAGACAAAACCAGCUGGGCAUCCGGACCCACCAGGACAUCCCUCUCCCACCAAGAAGAAGAGAACUCCCUGCCUUGCUGACCACCAAUGGGAAAGCAGAUUCCCUCAAUGUAGCACGGAACUCAGUGGUACAGGAACUCUCAGAGCUGGAGAAGCAGAUCCAGGUGAUACGCCAGGAGCUGCAGUUAGCUGUGCGCAGGAAAACAGAGCUGGAGGAGUAUCACAGGACAAAUCGGACUUGCGAAUCCUAGGUGAUCACAUCACUCCCCUUGCUCACUCAGCUCCUGGCACUGGAGCCCUGGAGACACUUUGUGAUGCUCUUUGGUAAUGACUGAAAAAGGCAUGGGGAAGUAAAGUUCUAGGUCUCCUGGUGGUGAACAAGUGUGCUCAGCUCUUCCCACAAUUGUCCCCAAGUCUCCAGCAUAGGGAUCUGUUCUAUAGUGGGAGCCUGAACUUAUCUGGGAGUAUAAAGUGUGAAAGGGAUGUGUCAACCCCAGCUCCUGUCAACCUCUUCACCAGGUGCCACAGUAUUAUUUCUGGUUUUUAGCCCUUUCUCUGCACUUCAACAAGCGAUAAAAUUAUUGCUCAUAACUGUGUCUUACUGGGUUGGUUUUUAAUCUCACUACAGAACAAUACUGUCAAGGGUUGCAGAUUUGAUAAAACUUCUACUCUGGAUUUGGUCCUACACUGUAAAUGGGAAGCAGGGUAAGAAUCAGAGACUCUAGGGACAGGGCAGAUACUUUAAAAGGAAGCAAACUCAAUCACUACAGGCAAGGACUGAUUAAUCAUGCUACAUGCAUACUAGAAAGGCUGAGGAUCUCUGACCCUAAACCUGACUAACAUUUUGUAGGAACAUGUUUACACAGCAUUAUUACCAGGAAAGGGAUGUAGUGAGUGGGAACAGAGGACAGGCAGCUGGGCAUUAACAAUAUACACAAUGCCUUGGGACAAAAACUCAUGCCAGAAAGACAAUUUGGCGAAGGACUGAAUCCAGUUAUACUUCUAAUCUGAUUAAGCAUCUCCACUAUAGACUAUACUGUGUACCUUUUAUAAAGGAAAGAAAGAAAAGCAAGGUCAUAGCCUUAGGCUUACCCUUGAAUAUCCCUGCUUAAUGCCUGCUAGAGUCCAUGAGUUUCCAUACAUGGGUUAAAGGAAAUGAUCUGUGUACUACAUGUGGAGCUGUUUUCACCUCUGUCAGCCUUAGGAAGUGUAGAAGUCAUCAGGGGAUGCCUACGAACAUCACAAACAGUAUUCUGAAGUCUGCUCUGUGCUUUGCAAUCUCCCAUAUUCACACCCACCCAUAUCUGAGCCCCCUGGUUAACCCUAGGCUCCAUCGUAUGCCACCAAAAGACUAGUAUAAGUAAACAAGCUUCCCCUGUGUUUAGGCAUCCCUUUCCCUGCGUACAGGUAUGUGGCAUGUAGAAAGGAGAACAUGGGAUCUCCAGAUGUUCCCAUAUGUCCCCCAAAUAUUGACUAGGUAAGAAUUCUCCAAGGUCUUCAUCACAGAACUGACAGGACCCUUCCCCAAAAUUAGAGGGAAGGCCUGAAAGUGGGCUCAGAAACCUGAGGCACAUACACGUGUCCAAAGUUACUCUUGGAUAAAUGCGUCACUGUAAGUUUGGCUGUCCCCAGGCAGUGAGAAGUUAGGAGGACCUGUGCGACUUAUUUCUGCACCUUUCACACCCCCACCCCAAUCCGAGGGUGCCUUUUAGGAGAGAUGACUGCUUUCUUCUCAGUACGCACUUCCCCACCCCAUUUAUCUUAAUGUGAUUUGUAAUGUGUGCACUUCACAAUAUUGUACCGAGCAGAUCAUUAAGAAGGUGUCCACCCGCCCCCCCCCACCUUUGGACACAAUGCCUGCACUUCACCAAGAGCUAGUCAGACCCCCAGGGAAUGAUAGCUCCUUAUGCUGUAAUUAAAUCACAUCUGAGCCAUGAAUUAAUUUGCAGAGAAACCCCAGGAGUACACAUAAGUACUGAUGAGGUAGGAGUACUCUAAAAUUAGACUUCAACCUCACUGAGACACAAUUCUACCAGGGCAAGUGAACCCUGAAGACAGAGGACAAAUGCUUUGCAAUACCCUAACCCCUCCCUCAUUGUCACCCAACCCAAAAGCAGGUUAGUGGCUGUGUUUGGAAGGUUAUGACCCAUAGCCCUUCAGCCAUUGCCACUCAUCUACAACAAAGGAUGCCCCAGUUUCUGCCACCAUGCUCUGGGCACCCUAGGACACCUGUGCAGCCCACAAGGCCAAUGUUACAGGUGUACUUUGACUCACAUGAGAGCCAUGCUCCUAUUGUGCACAGACAUUUUUUGUAACUCAAUUCAUUCUGACUGUACUUGAGAAGCUCACUAUUUAAAGGAACCCAGAGGUGAAUUCUUUUUGUAAAAAAAAAGAAACAAAAACAAAAACAAAAUCCCUUUUGUAAUGCAAUUAACUGUCCCUUAAUGUAUCUGUUUUGUAACUUUGGAUUUUUGUAUAUCCAGUUGACUUCAAGCUUCUCCGCUGAGGCAUUCUGUGCAGUGGUGAGCACACGUCAGAUCUCCCUGCCUAUUCAGAGCAAGCUGUGCACACUCCUGUCUUCUAAGGAGUGUCUUGGCCAAAACUGUGGCCAGGAUGCAGCAAGCAACAGCAGGAGUAAAGGCAGGCUUACCGCUGUCAGCACUGCUCUGAAACACUUCCAUAUCCUGGAUAAGAAAAACAUAAUUGCUUGUGGUAAAAUGAAGCAGUUUUCAUGAUAAGUAGCAUUUUUUUUAAUGGUAGUAAUUGAACAGUGUUUUGCAAUUUGUGAAACAGUGUGCUGUGUUUUGUACAAAGAUUUUAUGAAAGGGUGGGUACUUCAAAACCUUUCUGUUCUGUCCACCUCUGUCCUCUCAACUACCCCUCAGGCUCAAAAACCCCACCAAGGUAAAGCCUUCAGAUAGAGGGUGGUUGGAAAGAGCUAAAGGAUGCUGCCUUGCUUCUUCCAGGCUCCCAUUUCAUGAGAUCAGGAAAGCCUCCACUCUCGUCCACAUUCUGGCGCUGGGAGAAGUGGAAUAUUACAAGCUGAGUGCCACACUGAGCCCGUUCUCCAAAGGGAACGGCUGGGCAAGCUGAACAAGUGUGGCUACUUGGUUUGCUUGAAUAAGAAAGUAAGGGCCCUCAGCCUGUAUGCUGCAGGUAGAAGAAAAAGGAUAUUCCUCCAGCAAAUAGAAUUAGUUUAAAGAAUGACUGUGAUAGGCAAGUGAAGCAGCCAGAGGGACCAAUAAGUUGAGGUCUAAUAUACCUGGACAUGAUUUUCCAUUAUUCAUGUAUUUAGCACAAACUCCAUACAGGAGCUGCCACUUCCAUUCCACCCUGAGAAGCAGUAAUGAACAAGAGCCAAAGGAACAAAGCUAUAUGGUCAAGGAGACGGACUUCUCAGCAUUGCUGUUGAGUCUGACAGAGCAUUGGAUUAAGUGGAGCACUCUCUUGGGUGGACAAAGAAGGGACAAGAAACCACUCCCGAGCCUUUCCCACUCAACACAUUUUAAAAAGCCAAUCACAAAACCCACCCAUUAUCAGAAGAAACUGCUCUCUAGUCACUAAAACCGCCUCAUACCCUACCCUUUUCAGCUACUCCUUUCUUGGCCCACCCAAACCAUCCACUAAGAGAGGACUCCCUCAGUCCUUUUUUAGUUAAUAAUCAUUUUAUGAAAAACAAUGUAUUUAUAAGUAUUUUCUUAAGGUUUGUGAAGAGUAUCUGCAUUGUGUCUUCAUUUCAAUGUGUUUGCAAGUGCUCCGCUCCAAGAACUGAAAUGCUGUCUUGUGAGCAUGAUGUAAACAGGCUGUUUUGCUCAGCCACCUUUCUUGUAUAACACGUUGAUGGACUAGAUGUCCUCAGGUCUUUUCCAUCUUCGGUUUCUAUGACUGUGAAAUAAAUGUUCAGACAGAACUUCA